Molecule: messenger RNA, 2875 nt
Organism: Acanthochromis polyacanthus (spiny chromis)
Lineage: Eukaryota; Metazoa; Chordata; Actinopteri; Pomacentridae
Product: putative monooxygenase p33MONOX
Exons: 9
Coding region: 324-1253 (309 amino acids)
Cellular component (GO): cytoplasm
Source: RefSeq, a predicted model, not a curated record
CUCGCGAUGGUUGGCGAGAACAAGCGACGGUACCGUCCACAGAGGAAGCUUCUCCUAUUUAUCGAACACAAUAAUGGCCGCUACUCAAACAUUCAGCUGCUCUCGACGUGGACAAGACGGCAUAGGAGGGUCACCGAUGUGUGUGUCGUCGCUUUGAAGUCGCCGUUUCUACCGCUGGCCUCGCUGCUCUCCCACAAUGCAUUGCCAGAAGCUUUUGUGUGUCUCAGGCAGACGGAUGUAACCGCUUUCACCUCGUCCACGUCUCGGCAGCAAAGGAGGAAGGUCCUACCGUGAUCGAUCUUGUUCACUGUUGUACUGCCACCAUGUCUGGUUCUGGAGAUCUACCAGCCAUCGAGGGUUCGGGGAUGGGCGGGAUGAAGCUUCCCAUCGGAAUGACCCGGAGGGCCCUCAGCUACGACGAUAACCUGGAGGCCCCCAUGUCCACGCCCCCUCAUGACAUCAGCAUCAACAACCUGUGGAGGCGUCCCGUCAUACCUGAAAGGAAGUUCUCCCAGCUGGCUGAGGAGGAUGAGACCACAGUCAGCCACUCCACGGUGCAGGACAGCGCCCCCUCCAGGUCAACAACGGUAGUGAAAGCCAAGGCCUCCUCCUUCAUCAUGAAUUCUCUCAUCACCAAGCAGACCCAGGACAGUAUGUACACGUUUGAGCAGAGGGCAGGUCUGACCGACACCAGCUACACACCUCACAAAGGCCUGACCGCCGAGGAGACCAGACACCACCACCGCAUACCUGAGUCCCUGCAGAAGCUGCAGAUCCAAAGCAUGGAGGCCAGAGAAGAGCGGCAGAGCUCCUCAGCCCAGUCCACUCCAUCCAGCACCCCUCACAGCUCCCCAAAGCUCCAGCACCGGAGCUGGUUCAGCAGCACCAGUUCAGAGAUCAGCUCCUCCAGCAGCAGCGUGGACAUGGUAGCAGGAGAACCGGCCGGGGUCGGAGGAGUCGUAGAACGCUGGGGAGUGUUUGGACCUCGGCCUUUCCAGAAGUCCACCUCAGAUCUGGGAUCAGAUUCAACAGCUGCAGCAGGCUUUGCUCUGCAGGCGUACCGCGGCGCCCAGAAGCCGUCUCCGAUGGAGGUGAUGAAGACUCAGGCCACCCGGCUGGCCGACAACCCCUCCGCCCAGAAGGUGUCGCCGCCCAAGAUGGAGAUCCCGACGGUGGACGGCCGGCGGCAGGGAGCCCGACCACACAAGCUCAAACACCGAGACAUGAACAUCCUGACGCCCUCCGGCUUCUAGGAGGCUCUGAAAGUCUCUGAGAGUCUCCUCACCCAGCGAACCCUGAAGGUCCCAUGAAACAAACACAAACACUCACCUGCCUCCUGCACAAAAACUCUGCUGCAUUUCCACCGUUUCCUGUAUCGUUUCUACCAAGUCUCCAGGUUUCUGUGGAGAAUCCGUUGAAAACGUCCCACACAGUUCACAGAGCAACUUCUUCUGUCUGUCUGCAGCAGUUCCAGCUGUUCUUGGUCUUAGUUUUUCCUGUAAAUUUAUUGUUUUCUACUCAGCUGCUUGUUGUCAGUGUGUUUCCAGAAAUCUAAUUAUUUUAUUGGCCUCAGUCACACAAACAGCAGUGAUAAACUGGAGUUAUUAUUCGUGCAAACAGUGAAGACAGAAGUUGGAUUUCAGACUCUUCCAUUCAAAUGCAUUUGGCUGAAAUUUCCCUGUUUUUGUUUUUGUUUUAUCUGAAAACUUCCACAUCGUUUCAUGGGACCUUUAGCGCUCCAGAUAACCACUGGACUCUCCACCAUCUCUGCCACUGAAACAAAUCAAAAUAUUAAAAAAAAAGAAAUUUAGAAGAGAAAAAAAAACUGCUGACAUUCGUCUCAUCCAUCAUCACUUUAUCUGGAGCUCAGACAAGAAUCAGCCCAGGAACAGACGAGAACUUUGUCCAGCUGGAGGUGAAGAUGGUUCCAGUUUAAGACGUUUCUCUUUAAAUGCACUUUAUCCUCAUUUAUCCAAGCCAACACGUCCUAGAUGUAGAGUCUCCACACCUUGUUUGUCUCUCAAGGUCUUUUAUUUUGAUGUUCUCUAAGCAGGAUGUGCAGAAGAACCACUUCCUGGAGUGUAGUUUGGCACCAACCAACAGAACAAAACUAUUCCAGAUAUAUUGUAAAGAAAGAUUUUGUCUCAGGAAAAUCCUCAGACUCGUGCUCACCCAUUAGUUUUAAAAUAGCAGCAGCUAAUUUUAUUCCUUUCUAGGAUCAGAAGAAGAAAAAACCUCCUGAUGUGAGCGGAUGAAGGUGAAACUGUACUGAAACUGCAACGAUAUGGAAAAGAAAUGUGAAGGAUUUCUGCUUCUGGUGCAUCAGAAAGAAGAGAACAAGUCGCCACAGAAGCGUAAAGAGAAAACGUGUCCUUAACCGUCAGAGGAAGCGACUGAUGCUGACUUUUAUUCCAGAAGGUUCAGCGAGUUCUCAGUUCCAGCUGGUAGAUGAAGAUGAUAAAUGCAAAGUUCUGCCAGAAGAUUCAUGCAAAGCUUCAUAGAAAAUACUGUUAAUAAAGCUGAUGGUUAUUUCUCACUUUUUCUUUGUUUUUUUAAUGAAGUGGGAUCAGUCUAUUUCCCGGUAAUGGAUCCGAUGCAUCACAAACAGCAGCUCCAGUCGUUUGUUUUGCUGUCGGUCCAUCGUCGUUUCAUCAGAACAAGAAGAACUCGUUCAGUCUGUCGGCAGCUGUAGACGCUUUCUGUUAACUUAAAUGUGUUUGUCUGAAGUUUGUGAUCAUAAAGUGUUGAAAAGUUUGUUCCUUUAAUUCUGUCCCGUCUUAAAGUCCUCUGUGUGUACGCCAGACUGAACUACAUUAUCUGAUGUUUUUCUAGUUGAUGUUUCUGAGAAUAAAUGUUGUCAUCAGUAAAAACACCA